Molecule: messenger RNA, 576 nt
Organism: Asparagus officinalis (garden asparagus)
Lineage: Eukaryota; Viridiplantae; Streptophyta; Magnoliopsida; Asparagales; Asparagaceae
Product: probable glutathione S-transferase
Exons: 2
Coding region: 1-576 (191 amino acids)
Biological process (GO): glutathione metabolic process
Cellular component (GO): cytoplasm
Molecular function (GO): glutathione transferase activity
Source: RefSeq, a predicted model, not a curated record
AUGUCUGCGCAAGUGAAGCUUUUGGGACAAUGGGUAAGCACAUUCAGCCGUAGAGUCGAGCUCGCCUUGAGGUUGAAGGGAGUUCCUUAUGAUUAUAUUGAAGAGGAUCUUUCAAACAAAAGCAGUUUGCUUCUCGAGUCCAAUCCAGUGUACAAAAAGGUCCCUGUGCUGAUCCAUGGAGGAAAGACAAUUGUAGAGUCUCUUAUCAUAAUUGAAUAUAUUGAGGAUACUUGGAGUACUGGGUAUUCCCUGCUCCCCAAGGAUCCAUUUGAGAGAGCCAAAGCAAGAUUCAUCACAAGGUUCAUAGAUGACAAGCGCUUCAACGGAGGAAAGGAUCCGUUCCUAAAUACCUCGCCCAUCUUCGUCUUCAUCGCCACGGUUGCCAUGGGACUCAAGAAGAAAAUGGCUUCUAAGUCGAAGACCGCCCAAGCUCAGGAUGUUCCUUCGACUAGAGCCUCCGGGGAUGAUCGGAUCCCCACGCUUUCGUCGCUGGUUUCUUCAACUAAUGGUAAGGUUGAACCAUUGGAAGUUGGUUUGAUAGAUCUCACAUCUUUCGUCGCUGGUUUCUUCAACUAA